Molecule: messenger RNA, 549 nt
Organism: Diaporthe citri
Lineage: Eukaryota; Fungi; Ascomycota; Sordariomycetes; Diaporthales; Diaporthaceae
Exons: 4
Coding region: 1-549 (182 amino acids)
Biological process (GO): protein secretion; vesicle-mediated transport
Cellular component (GO): Golgi membrane
Source: RefSeq, a predicted model, not a curated record
AUGGACCACCAACAAUCGCCCGCGCCGGGCUCGCUGAGCUGGCGCCUGAGCUCGCAUCCCAUCACAUUACUUACCUUCCUGGCCUUUCGAUCGUCUAGCCUCCUAGUCUACCUCUUCGGCCUCCUCUUCACCGAGAACCUCGUCCUCAUAUUCAUCAUCACCAUCCUCCUCCUCGCCGGCGACUUCUACUACCUGAAAAACAUCGCCGGCCGCCGGCUCGUCGGGCUGCGCUGGUGGAACGAGGUCGACCCGUCCUCGGGCGACUCCAAGUGGGUGUUCGAGAGCAGCGAGCCCGGCACCAAGGUCAUCAACCCCACCGACAGCCGCUUCUUCUGGCUGGCCAACUACGUCCAGCCGCUGCUGUGGGGUCGCGCUGGCGAUACUGGCGCUCCCAUUGCACUGGCCCUGACGAUCACAAAUUCCCUGGCGUUCUCUCGGUGCGACAAGUUCAGCCAGGCGUCCAGCAUAGCAGGAGGUGCCUUCUCCGCGACAGGCAUGGCCGGGAACAUCGCGAGCGGCAUGGUAGGAAGGUUCUUCAACAGGGGCUAG